CAUUAUUAUGACGUCAUGUGUGAAUGCUAUGGACAAAGCAGUGACGUUACAUGUGUAUUAGCGCCACUGAAGACCCCAACAUGUUUUAAAAGCGCCCUACUGUUCCAAUGGGGACUGAAGACGACAGAUCGGAAGGAAAGCCACCCGAGACGAUUACUGAAAAUACCGUGAAGGAUUUAGCUUCGCAGCUAGAGGGCGUGACAGUCGAUCCGGAAACGCGUAACAGGAUAACCCCGAAAAAGAAAUAUGGCGCCGGCGGAAAUCGCCCAAAGACCAAAACAGACGCGAUUCCUAAAAAACUGAAAUCCAUUCUGAGGACCAAGAAAGGGAAAUCGAUCCUCACGAAACAGCGCAAGUGCGUGAGGUUCUGUGAAGAGCUUUCCGAGGUCACGAGGUCAUGUCAUCAGAUUUCACGCCAACUCGAGGCUGACAGGAAGCCAGUUUCCGAGUCGUCUUCUCAGCCAAACACUGUAGUUACCAAUGAUGAAUCACUAGUGAUUCGCGACCAAUCACAAGUGAUUCACAAUGAUUCAGUGGUGAAGCACGAUGGCAGCUUCAAAUUAUUGACGAACAUUUGUUAAAAAGAAGAGAUCUUAAGAUCUGCAAAAAACGCCUGCUAAAGUAUUAUUUAUUAUUAAUAUACAUAUAUACAAGUAUGUCACUUGCCCUGUAGAUAUAUUUAUUUUAUCAAAUUAUGAUAUUACGUAUUACAUGCAUAAUUGUGAUGUGUUACAUAAAUAUGUAUAAAUAUAUUUGAGGUAUGUUAUAUACUCAGCAAAAUGAAUUAAGGGGAUUAAUGUUUGGUAUUUUUCUUUAUAUAUGGCACAUCAGGAAAAACACCGCGUGCACGAUUUUUACAUUUUAUUGAGUAUAUGUAAAUUGGUCUGCUUUGUGUUAUUUAUACCUGAUCAGAAUUGUCUCACUUUGUUUAACGAGACCACUGCAGCACUAAUGAAAGCAAUUACACUAAUACCAUUAAUGUCAGUGUUAAUCAGGUUAUUACUUUAUUACUACUGCUGAUUAUUUGCAAUUAUAUAAUAUUUAAAGUAUAUUUUUGUUUAAAGACACCACUAGGGCACAUUGAUUUAUUAAUCAUCGGCUACUGAAUGUCAAACAUUUGGUAAUUCCCAUUAGUAAUAAGAGACCUUUUAUACACACCAUCCCACAAACAGGAUAGCACAUACUACGGCCUUUGAUAUGUCAGUCGUGGUGCACUGGUUAGAACGAGAAAUAGCCCAAUGGGCCCAUCGACCCCGACCCUUAUGUAAUGAAUGCACCUUUAUUACACUAAUAUUUGUAAUGUCAGUGUUCAUCAGGUUAGUAUUUUAUUAAUAACAUUGAUUAUUUGCAACGUAGAUAUGUCAAAAAUUACAUUUAAAAAAUUGACACCUAAAUAAGUAUUUAUGCAUAAAUAUUAGUGGUCAAUAUUAGUGAUCAAUAUAAUAUGAAUAUAUAUGGUAGGCAUUGCCUAUGCUCUUUACUACACAAUCCCCCAUACACCCCCACACCCCACCAGCUUACUACUUUACCAGUGAUAUUUGGUAUUUGUGACGAAAUUGUCCGCAAAAAUAUUUGAAUAAAUAUAUUUUAACUGCUCACAUAAUAUAAUACUUGCACAAACUGACGAAGAAAAAUCUUCUUGUCCUUAAUUCAUUUUGUUAAGUAUAUGUGUUUUAUUUCUCAAACUGGAAUUUUACAUGUACCGCAGUAAUAAUGACUGUUGAAAUUGUUUGUCAAUAGGCAUACUUGGAGGAGUAGCUGGUGAUGCUAUGCAAGUCACAAUACCUGUUUACAAAUUGUACUGUUAUGUCUAUAUGAACAAUCAUGUGUGCUACGUAGACCAGUAGUACUGCAUUACUUUAACCAGUAUUACUCGAGUUGUAACUGUAUCGGUGGUAAGCAUUGCGAAAACGAUUUAUUAUCCAUAAUAUCUGGAGAAAUAAUUAAAUCACUACCUGUAUACACGAUACGCUGUUAAUUUUAUGUUUAUGUCCCUAUGCUAAUAAAUGUACAUAUUUUAACACUGCAAUUAUUGGCAUCUACUGCUGCUGCUUUUAGAGCCAAAUUAUGGAAUAUACCAGGUUCAUACAAAUCACACAAAUCGUAAAAAGUCGUCAAGUGGGCAAAUAUAAUUUCCAGGCUUAGAAAUUUAUGAAAUUUUGAGCCAGGUCAUGUAAAAUAAAAAUUGGUAUAUUAUUAUUUAUUUUUGACAUUUAAAAUAACACAAAAAGAGAUACGAAAUUCGCGUCAAAUUUUUGUAACAUUAUUAAAUUAUGCUUAAAAAGGUAAAGAAAAUGUGUUUUUUUUAAAAGUCACAAGAUUUGGUUGAUAAAGUGUAUGCACCCUGUAUAUUUUCAAUACUCAUUAGUCGUCGCACCUAAGAAAUAUUGCUAUAAUAAAUUUAGUGAUUUCCAA
Messenger RNA from Gigantopelta aegis, 2415 nucleotides. RefSeq lists its product as uncharacterized. Bases 108 to 581 code for a protein of 157 amino acids. The transcript has 2 exons. The record is from RefSeq and is a predicted model, not a curated record. Lineage: Eukaryota; Metazoa; Mollusca; Gastropoda; Neomphalida; Peltospiridae.